Messenger RNA from Condylostylus longicornis, 5133 nucleotides. RefSeq lists its product as uncharacterized. The transcript has 12 exons. Bases 16 to 4965 code for a protein of 1649 amino acids. The record is from RefSeq and is a predicted model, not a curated record. Lineage: Eukaryota; Metazoa; Arthropoda; Insecta; Diptera; Dolichopodidae.
UUUAAAAGAAAAAAUAUGAUGCGUUUUAGAGUAAUAAAAAUUAUUUUAAGUCUAAUAUUUUUAAUUGUAUUUUUUAAUAAAAAAUACCAUAGUGCUAAUUCUUUAACAAUUGAUAAUACUUUAGUGGCAGGUGGAGAAGACUGCUUUGAAAGAAUUGCACUUGGUGCAAUGCUGCCAUUAGAUAAAACUUUUCGCACUGAAGAUAUAAAUAGUGAAAAGAAAUGUAAAGAAUUGUGCCUAAGUAUUGGAGAGAAAUGUCAAACAAUAUCAUUUGGAUUAUCCAUUCGUGGAAAUGGAACGUGCCAAAUAUCAUCAGAAAAAAUUGAAGUAGUUGGAUCUAGGCCAAUAGGAACAAUUUUCGAUCCAAAUUUUGAUUUAUUUUUAAGGAAAACAAAUUGUUUAAGUUUACCAACGGGUGGAACUGAUGUGCCAUCACCAAUUACACCAAUUGAUAGCAAUAGGCCGACAACUGGUUUUGGAACAAGUAGUUUUGCCUCUGAUACCACAGCAUUUGCAGGAUCAACUUUUGGAACAGAUCCAACACCCGAAAUAUACUCACCACCAUUAAAUAGACCAUCAACACUGCCAACAGAUCCAACUGAUACUCGUUAUCCUAGUACAGGCCCAGGAUAUUUAACAACAAAUAUUGAUAACACAAUGGGUACAACAUAUGUUAUUCAUGAUAAUACUCCUGAAACAAGCUUUGGUACAAGACCAAGACCAACACCUAGUUAUCCUACAACACAAUAUGGAGGUUUUACCACACAAUAUGGAAGUGAUAGAAUUACAUAUUCAGAAGGAAAUCCUUUAUAUCCGAACCCUACUCUUUAUGAAUAUCCUACAAACCGACCUGCUUCAUAUGCUCCAAAUAUUCCAACAGUUGAUGAUCGUUAUAAUCAGUAUGGCUCUGUAACUCAAAGAGUAACAACACCCAGGCCUAUGUAUGGUUCAGGUUAUGGAAAUGGCUAUAGUUAUGGCACACCGGAUCCAAAUCGCCGAAGGCGUCCAGAUAAAAAUGGUUACUACCCAGGACCACCAACAACAUAUGAUUCUUCUGAUUAUGAUCGAACUAGAUAUCCAACUACCAGACCCGAUUACAACACAACUCCAGAAAAAGAACGACCGGAUUAUAAUCAUAGUAAUAAUGGAAAUGGAUAUGAUAAUAGACCAGAUCCACCAUAUUCUGGUGGAAUGCCGAACAAUAAUGGUCAUCCAAAUCAAAAUGGAUAUGACAACAGGCGAGAUCCGGAAAGAAGGCCUGAUGAUCGCAAUCCCCCUACAUAUAAUGGAAAUGGUAACAAUGGAAAUAAUAAUGGACAUAAUGGAUAUGAUAAUCGACCUAGCACGGGAAAAAAGCCGGAGUAUGAUGAUAGACCAGGCUACGAUAAUAGAUGGCCUGGAGAUCGUGACAGUAGACCUUACGAUAAAAAACCUGGAUACGACAACAGGCCAGAUCCAGGAUAUGGAAGGCCCGAAUAUAAUGGUAACCCUAAUUAUAAUACUGGCAGUCCUAAUUAUGAUAGACCUGGAUAUGAUUAUAAUCAAAGACCACAACGGCCUGGUUAUGAAACUUCACCAACUAAUGGUCCAUCUUAUAAUGGGCAUGAUGUACCCGGAUAUGAUAAUAAUCAAAGACCACAACGUCCCGGUUACGAAGCUCCGCCAACUAAUGGUCCAUCUUAUAACGACCAAGACAGACCUGGAUAUAAUAAUAAUCAACGACCGCAACGCCCUGGCUAUGAAACUCCACCAACUAAUGGUCCGUCUUAUAACGGAUACAAGCCUACUGAUCCUCUGAACAAUAAUAGAAACCCCACAACAACUCGAAGACCUUAUGCAGAUAGUCAUCCUACGGAAACAAGUAAUGAUAAUACAACUUCAAUAAAUGGUCAAGGGAAUGGCUAUAAUAAUCGGCCUGAUCCUGGAUAUAUUGGUAGACCUAACGGCCAUAACGGAUAUUCGGGCCAAGGAAAUGAUUAUGGCAAUGGGCCAACAAAACCAAUAGUACCAUCAAGCAGUAAUGGAGAUUAUGGUGGUAAUUGGAAUGGAUAUAGACCACACGCAAAUAGAACAAGACCAGGAUUUCCGAAACCAAAUGAUUCACAUUCACAUGAUUAUGCGUCAAGACCUGAAGUUAAGCCGGCUGGUUAUGGAGAACGUCAUGAUAUUGGAUAUUACGAUGGUGAUUAUAAUAGCGAACACCGUUUUCAAUUUAUGGAAUACAAUGGAGCAUGCUUUCGUAGAGUUUUGGCUGGAAAACGUGUUGCACCACAUUGGGUUCGUCGCACAAUUGCAUGUGAACGUGUUGAAGAUUGUAUGCAGGAAUGUGGCCAUGAAAAACGAUUUCAAUGUGAAGGAUUCAAUUAUAGAUUAGAUCCAUCCGGUCAUGGUCAAGGUGAUUGUGAAUUAAUUGAAGUACCAUUAGCACAAAUGGAUUUAUAUUCGAGUGCGCAACAUCGUGAUGCAAAUUUAUUGCGUCAUCCUGAUUAUGAUUAUUAUGAAAGAGAUCGCAAUGCACCAUCUAGCUGCCGUACAGCUUGUAAAGAUUGUGGGAGUGGAAAACCGAUAAGUAGUCAAGCAAUUUACUUUAGACCAGGUUCACAUGAUAGACCACCAAGCUAUCAUCAUGAUGAUCGUUUUCCACCGUCGAGUAGUGGAUAUGGUGGUCCACCUUUACCCCCUCCAGAUCAUUAUAAUCGACCACCAACUACUGCUGUUGACAGAUAUAGACCAAUUCAAUAUGAAAGUAGACCGGAUGAAUAUCAUAGAUAUGACUUUCAAACGCAUGGAUAUCAUGAGAGUAGUGGUAGUGGUGGUUAUUAUCGUCCAUCAAGCUCAUCAGGAUAUGGCGGAGAUCGAGUUGAUAGAUAUGAUGAAAUAAGACCUAGCGAUGAAGCUUAUAGGCCAUCGCAUUGGGAAACCAUUCCAUCUAGCCAUGGAGGGUCAUCUUAUGGAGGUGAUUUUUCUUCAAGACCUGAUGCUGAUCGUCCUGACAAUUUUAGGCCACCCUAUAGACCUGGACCGGAUUAUUCACCUUACAGAAAUCCACCACAUGCACCGCCUCUAUCAAGACCUGACGCUCAUUAUAUUCCAUCCCCCCCACCAUCAUCACAUGGAUAUUUGGAACGUGAUAGACAUUUAGAUUACAACAAAAAACCUCCUAAAUUUAUACCAUACCUAAUAGGUGUUGAAAAAGAGUAUGACAAUACAGGUUAUGGUUAUGGUGGCUCGACUCCUAAUAAAAAUGCAGAUUAUUGGGGAGUUGCAAAUGACAAUAGACGAAAAGAUGGUCCGGAUUUUAACUAUUUUGAAUUAGGUGGACGACGUCCAUUACAUGUUACUGAUAAUUCAAUUUAUACUUAUCCAGGAUCAAAAUACCAAGAUAAGAUAAAAACAGAUUAUGAUUAUGGUAGCCAAUGGACUAGAAGAGCCGGAAUUGAUGAAUGUUCUGUGAAAACUUGCGAAGGUUUUAGAUUGCAUAAAGGUGCUAUUCGGCAUGCAUAUCAUGUGCCAAGUGUAACAGAAUGUGAAAAAUUAUGCUUUUCAGAAGAUAAAUUUAACUGCCAUACAUACAGUUUUAGGUAUUCAUCAGUUGGACGUGACAAUUGUUUAUUAUGUGAUCGUCCAGUAAAUCUUCUUGAUUAUUAUGUAGAUUUGGAACCAGAUCGAGACUACGAUAUAUAUUCGAUGUCAGAUGAACAUAAGUCAUGCAGAGCACCACCAUCUCCACCGCCAACACAAUCUCAUGGGCCCUUGCCACCACCUAGUACAGCUUUGUCAGAUCCUAGAAAUAAUCAAUGUUUCUUCCGAGCAAUAGAUGCGACAAGAUUUUUCAAAACAAUUGUAAGAGAUUCCUUGACUGUCCGUUCAAUAGGAGAAUGUGAAUUAGAAUGUAUUAAAUCAUCGAAGUUUACUUGCCGUGCAUUUGCUUUUCGAUAUGGCCAAAAAGAACGUGAUUCAAUUAUAGAUAAUUGCCAGCUAUCAGAUUGGCCUGUUAGAGAUAUGGAUAAAACAAGACAUUUAAAACUAGAUCCAUCAUUUGAUGUUUUUGAAAGAGCCAGUUAUGGCCAUGGCUGUGAAAUUCAACCAAUAGUUGAUGACAAACAUAAAAAAUUGUGUUAUCUGGGCUAUGGAUCAGCAGCAAAACUAUUAUCACCAGCAAUAAAAAAAGUUAUUUCGGUGCCAACUGAAUUGGAAUGUAAACGAGAGUGUAUUCGAUAUAGGGAGAAAACUUCUUUUAAAUGCUAUUCUUUUAGUUACGGAGCUCAUGCCUCAUCAUACAAUUGUGAAAUGUCAGAUUUAGAUCAAAGUGAACUAAAAUUAAAUAUACAUUAUGCACAUACCCCAGACCGAGAUUAUUGGUUAUUUGCCUGGAAUCCUUUCGAUUGGACAUGUCGAGAUAAAGUUGCAACUAUUGGAGGAAAUCGUGUGAAUAAUGAUCGUAGAAUGGAUAUAUUCCGUGAGCCUGGUGAUGUUACUUGGAGGCAUUAUACAGUUUCUGGAAAACCGUGUCGAAUUGGUAGCGGAUGUGAUAAAAAUCUUGUCACUGGUUUUUAUUCAUGUGAAAUAGAUGGCGGUGAAAUUGGUUCUUGGGAUUACUGUUGUAAAGCUGAAUAUCCUUGUGGAUAUUCGCAAGGAUUUGAUUAUCCGUGGUGUUUUGUAGGUGAUGAACCAGAUCAAUGGCGAAAAUGUAGUGAUCGUUAUUUUCCAGGUAAUCAUACACAUGCUGGAAUAACAAUUCCACCAUCAAAAGAUAAAACCAAAAAACCAACUGCUUAUUUACCAACAGAAAGUACACAUUCAAGUGAACAUUCACAACAACGCCCACCGAGACCUGGGGGCUUACAAAGUUUAACUGAUUUUACAGCAGCUCGUUUAUGGCCUGUUACAUAUCUUUAUAGUGAAGGACCACCAAAUUCCACGGAAUUAAGUAAUUUUGUCGAUUGUAAUAAGGAAACUUGUUAAUAAAUUUAUUUUAAAAAUUUUAUUAAAAAAUACAAUUAUUAUAAUAAAUGUUUAACAUCUACAUACUUAUAUUAAUGUUUUUAAUAAAUUUUUGUUAAAAUAACAAUCAUUAUUUUACAAAACAAUUCAUUAUCAUAACAUAAUAAAAUUAUUUAUUUACAUUGUCAA